GAAACAUCAACAUGAUCGCUGAUAAUACAAAGGGAAAUGAGGAACCGAAGUUCGUCAUCGAGAAUAAUGUGCUCAAGGGUAAAGUGGAAGGACAGGAACUGCACUACACCAGCGGCGGGCCGUUGUUGUUCGAAGUGUUGAAGAAGACACCGAAUUUUGUUGGGCAGGUGGACGUUGUCACAGGACAGGAGGAUACUUUCGGGAACAUGCUGGACCGGGCGAUAAAAUGCGCUCUGUGGAUGAAAAAACAAGGUGCGACGAAGGGCGACAUCAUUGCACUUUCUACGCACAAUCACCUUGACUCUUUCAUACCGUACAUCGCCGGACUCUUCAUUGGCGCUACGAUCAACCCGUGGAACCACGAAAUGAACACAAGUCUGGCACGUCAUUUUAUGGGAUUAACCAGGCCGAAGAUCAUCUUCGCCAACGAAGAAUCAGCUGGAAUUAUAAUGGAGGCGGCGAAGAUCGAGCUUUUCCAUCCGAAGGUCGUUGUUUUCGGUAAUUAUCUCGGCACUAUACCGUUCUCCGCGGUGUUACAAGGUCACAGCGAGUCCGAGGUGGCGAACUUCGAAUGCACGAAUAUCGCGAACAUCAAGGAAACCUCGACGAUACUCUUCUCCUCGGGGACCACUGGAUUGCCCAAAGGCGUGCAGCUGUCACACGAAGUGAUCGUCUCGUGCUUGGAGAACCUAGAGAGCUUUCGGUUCAAGUCCGUGAUACCGUUGUGGUUCAGUAGUUUGUACUGGAUCAGCGGUACCAUGCUUAGCCUCAAAAGCAUUUCUGGCCAAACGAAGAGAAUCAUCGCUCCCCAAUUUGACCCGCAAACCGUGUGCGAGGUCGUCGAGAAAUAUAAGGUCACGUGGCUUAUGUUGUCCACAAGUAUGGCAAAUCGAUUUGUUAGAUACAACGGUUUGCACAAUUACGACCUCUCGAGCUUAAGUCUCCUCUUAGUAGGGGGCGCCACGUUGAAACAAGAGUCCCAAGAUGCGUUGAACGAACACUUGCCACAUACGACGGUCUUGCAAGCUUACGGUAUGACGGAACUUGGUGGACUGGUUGCAGCUCAGACACUGGACUCUACCAGCGGCUCUUGCGGCGUGGUGAUUCCGAACAGUGAAAUUAAAAUCAUUGACCCAGACACAGGAAAAAUUCUAGGCGCCAAUCAGAACGGCGAGCUAUGCGCAAAGACACCAACCGUUAUGAAUGGAUAUUACAAGAAUCCCGAGGCUACUAGGGAAAUUCUGGACGCAGACGGUUGGCUGCAUUCGGGCGACCUUGCUUACUAUAACGAGAAAGGGGAGGUGUUCAUUAUCGAUAGACUAAAAGAAAUUAUUAAAUAUAGGGGACACCAAAUAACACCGACUGAAAUAGAGAAUCUGUUGCAAGCGCACCCAGCUGUUUUAGAAGUCGCAGUUGUUAGCAUUCCACAUCCGACAGACGACGAGCAUCCUAUCGCCUUCGUCAGUAAAGUGCCUCACAAAGAGGUGUCAGCGGAAGAAUUGAUACUGAGGGUAGAAAACAAUUUACUGGAUGUUUAUAAAUUACGUGGCGGGGUGAAGUUUCUGCCGAAACUACCUCACACGCAUUCUGGAAAAAUAUCGAGGAAAGAUUUGAAGGCGAUGGCAAAUUCGAUGGCGGUUAAGUAGGUUAUUAUAAUAAUAUUCGUCUAUCGAGGAAAACUUGGGAUUAAAUG
Dufourea novaeangliae is the source of this 1693-nucleotide messenger RNA. Its product is annotated as 4-coumarate--CoA ligase 1-like. Lineage: Eukaryota; Metazoa; Arthropoda; Insecta; Hymenoptera; Halictidae. Bases 12 to 1646 code for a protein of 544 amino acids. Gene Ontology annotation, biological process: fatty-acyl-CoA biosynthetic process; long-chain fatty acid metabolic process. The transcript has 8 exons. The record is from RefSeq and is a predicted model, not a curated record. Gene Ontology annotation, molecular function: long-chain fatty acid-CoA ligase activity.